Messenger RNA from Brienomyrus brachyistius, 3700 nucleotides. It is a transcript of the gene ttll11, whose product is annotated as tubulin tyrosine ligase-like family, member 11. The transcript has 10 exons. The record is from RefSeq and is a predicted model, not a curated record. The coding region runs from base 110 to 2326 and encodes 738 amino acids. Gene Ontology annotation, cellular component: cilium. Lineage: Eukaryota; Metazoa; Chordata; Actinopteri; Osteoglossiformes; Mormyridae. Gene Ontology annotation, molecular function: tubulin binding; tubulin-glutamic acid ligase activity. Gene Ontology annotation, biological process: protein polyglutamylation; microtubule cytoskeleton organization.
UAGCCAACGACAGCAAAACACAAGUGCUGCAUUUUCAGGAGGCUUUUCCUAAAAUAAAGGUUCCUUCCGGGCAUGUCGAAUCGUGGGCGUCUACAGCUGCUCCAAAGCGAUGAAUACGAUCGCCAACUUCUGUUCAGCGGGACGCUUGACAGCUGCCCCGAUCGCCGUUAUCUGGCUCUGCGUGAUGAGUGAUCACUACGUGCAAGUCAAGGAAGAGCUGGAGCAAAAGAAAUCGCCGGGGGAAGGGGGCGAGAAGGAUGCAGUAGCCGAGGGGGAGACCGUCCCGAUCCCCCUGGCCGGCUUCGUCUCCCCGGCCGCUGCAUCCCUCAGAGGGCGGAGUGAUGCUGCCCGCACUUCCGUUACCGGCCGUCAGAGGAGUAAAAGCAGGAGCGCACAGGGGGCUCCUGAUAGAAACAUCGGCAGCAAACGGGACUCAGACAGUGGGCAGGCGGCGGAUAUCUGCGGGGAGAAGAUGCCCGGAACGCUGCUUCAGGUCAAGGGGACUGGGAAAGCGCUGCAGGGCGGGCCGGAGACUAACGGCGUGGCGGCGCCUGGCCAGCAGGAGGGCGAUCGCGGCAAGGAGGACGGAAACAAAGUGGCUAGGAAGAGGAGGGCGGUGACGGUGGACACCUCCAAAGCCAAAACGUCCCUGGAGGCUCUCAAAGUCAGCAUCAGGCAGCUCAGAUGGAAAGAGUUCCCUCUCGGUCGCCGUGUGGCCUGUGAUAUUUACUGGCAUGGUGUGUCCUUCCAUGACAACGAGAACAUAAGCUCAGGCCAAGUCAACAAGUUCCCUGGUAUGAUCGAGAUGCUACGAAAGAUCAACCUGAGUCGAGCCGUUCGCACCAUGCAGGAGCUCUUCCCCGAGGAGUACAGCUUCUACCCGCGCUCCUGGAUCCUCCCGGAGGAGUUCCCACUGUUCACCACCCAGAUCCGCUUGGCCAAAGACAGUGACUCCUCCUUAAAUCCCACGUUCAUCGUCAAGCCAGAUGGUGGCUCCCAGGGAGAUGGGAUCUACCUCAUUCGGGAUCCCAGGGAUUUGCGGAUCACGGCUGGCCCGCAUGGCAAACACGUGAUCGUGCAGGAGUACAUCCAGAAACCGCUGUUGAUCGACAAGCUCAAGUUCGACAUCCGCCUUUACGUCCUGCUCAGGUCCUUGGAACCCCUGGAGAUCUACAUUGCCAAGGAGGGCUUGUCUCGCUUCUGCACAGAGCCAUACCAGGAGCCCAACCAGAAGAACCUCAACCACGUGUUCAUGCACUUGACAAACUACUCCCUCAAUGUGCACAGUGGCAACUUCAUCCACUCUCACAGUAACAGCACCGGCAGCAAGCGUACCUUCUCUAGCAUACUGUACCGCCUGGCCUCCAAGGGCGUGGAUAUCAAGAAGGUUUGGUCAGACAUUAUAUCCCUGGUCAUUAAGACUGUCAUUGCACUGGUGCCUGAGCUCAAAGUCUACUACCAGGCAGACAUCCCACCUGGAAAACCUGGACCUACCUGUUUUCAGAUCCUAGGUUUUGACAUCCUACUGAUGAAGAACUUGAAGCCUGUCUUACUGGAGGUCAACGCCAACCCAAGUAUGAGAAUCGAGCACGAGCAGGAAGUCUCUCCGGGUGUGUUUGAGUACGUGCCUAGUCCUGUGGACGAGGAAGUGAAGGUGGGGGUUAUCCGGGACACUCUGCGGCUCGUAGACCCUGCGCAGAAGAAGACCUCUCACUUGCCAUCUCUCCUGCCAGGCGGAGGUGGCGGCGAGCUGCAGAAAGACGUCUCUGAGGCGGAAUCGCCCAAGCGGCCGGGACUGGAGAGCAGCCUGCCAUCGCUCUGCCUGAAGCAGGUCUUCCCCAAGUACACCAAGCAGUUCAGCUACCUGCGCUUGGUGGAGCGUAUGGCUGCUCUCUUUGUGCGCUUCCUGGGUGUCAAGGGGACCAUGCGCCUGGGUCCGACCGGCUUCCGCACCUUCAUUAGAAACUGCAAGCUCACUAACAGCAGUCUGUCCAUGGCAGCCAUCGACAUCCUGUACAUCGACAUCACAAGGCGCUGGGGGGGCACAGUGUCCGAGUCGAGGGAAGCAGGGAUGAGCCUGCCGGCCUUCGUCGAGGCCUUUUUCUACUUGGCACAACGUCGUUUCAAGGCACAGCCACUGCGGGAACAGGUGCAGUCCCUGCUGGAACUGUGUGAGGCACAACUCAAGGGCAAGACGUCCGGAGAGCGGAGAGCGCCGGCCCACGCCCCGCUGCCCCCGGGACCUCCCGCUGCCACCCACAGAGCCCCCAACUCCCGGAGCACCCAGGCCCUGCAGCCUGCCCUGAGCACCACUGUGGAGACCUGAACGGGGCCACCUGGCUCCCCAGGAGUCUGCCCUGGCCAGACAUCGUACAUCGCUGGUAUUCGGAGAGUCGUGGCAUCACUGAGGACUCGGUCUCUUCUUUUUAAAUAUAACUCCUUAGCAUGGGCAGUCCAUAGGUUCUCGGGGCAGCAAACCUUUCCUUCCAAUGUGCCAGCGAAUACAAGAAGGACAGUAAGGCCUUCAUCCUUCCUUCUUAUUUGAAGAAAUUAUAUUUUUUGGAGGUUUUAUCUCUUGCCUCCUGUAGAACCAGCCUUGGAACUUUCUGAAUGAGGCAUAUAAAAAAUAAACAAUAUUUUGCAUUAACUUAUUGAUUUUUUUUUUUUUUAACGUACAGAAUUAUCUUCGUUUUGCAAUAGCGGGCUGUCUUUUCUUCAGGGAAAUCUCGGAAGCUUUAAUUACACAGCUGACUGGAUCGGCGGUCAGUUCAGCUGAAAUUCCACUUGCACGGAGGUACUGCGUUUCAGGAGAGCCUCGAAACCAAUUACUGUCAAGAGGGUCCCACGAAAGAGCGGCCCGUCAGCUGCUGUGCACUCGGAGGGGUUUCCGAAGUUUUGUGCUCUGUGUCAGAGUACCGAUUGUGGCCUAAAUGCUUUGGAUAAUGAAGACCUGAAGGAAAACGAAUGAUUGAUAAAAUAAGGCAGCCUAAAACUAUUCAUGUAAAAAGGGAGGUAGGAAGUAGGAACUGAACAAAGUUUGUUUUUAAUCUUCUUUAAUUUAUUUUGAGAGGAAUGUUUUGUUGUCCACCUUACUGCAUAUUUAACGUAUAUAACAUAUUCAUCAGUGUAUUAAUGAUUUGCACUAUGCUGACAUAAUGGCUUAAAGGAGAUUGACUUAUUGAAUGCAAACAAAUGUUUGUUCCUUCCCAGCAUGUAAUCUUGCUGGUCAUAACCAUAUGUAGUGGCAUUUGCACACAGCCUCACAAAAUGUAUGUUUCUGUUUUUUGGAUUCACAUGUUUAUUAUGUUUAUUACCACUUACGAAGAAUUUUGGAAGAACAGUAACACAGUGGUUACGUCAGUAAACACAAUAAACUGCUUGGAUAGUAAAGUCUUGGAAUUCCCUUAUUCUGCAGCCAAAAAAGAUCACCACUUUUGUUUAAGUGGGAUGUACGGCAAUAUGAGUCUGAGACACUGAAAUGAGGCGUACGGCUGGAUAACUAACUUUUCUUUGCACUUUGAUGAACAUUAUUAACGGUGCACACCAUAAAUAGACAUACAUAGCCUCUGAGUAGACUGAUUUCUUACUGGAAGUAAAAGGAGACCACGAUAGAAUGCAGACGAAUCAUUUGCUGAUCAUGAAUUCAUCUUCAGAAUAUGGCCACAGAUUACUGUGUGGAGAUGCACAGCGCUUACUUUAC